This is a messenger RNA of Colletotrichum spaethianum, 183 nucleotides long. RefSeq lists its product as uncharacterized. The coding region runs from base 1 to 183 and encodes 60 amino acids. Lineage: Eukaryota; Fungi; Ascomycota; Sordariomycetes; Glomerellales; Glomerellaceae. The transcript is spliced from 2 exons. The record is from RefSeq and is a predicted model, not a curated record.
AUGUCUCGACACCGCUACUACAGCAUGGCAAGUCUGCUGCGUGGCAGCACUGCUGCUGCUGCUGGUGAGCUGCGAGAUGCGGUCGCGGCCGGCACCCAGACCCAGGCCAUGGGGAUCGCUAGGGAUCGACCGCCAAAGACUGUUGUUGUCGCUGGCAGAUUCCCCGAGGCCCCGGGCGCCUAG